Messenger RNA from Ophidiomyces ophidiicola, 702 nucleotides. RefSeq lists its product as uncharacterized. The record is from RefSeq and is a predicted model, not a curated record. NCBI's taxonomy places the organism in Eukaryota, Fungi, Ascomycota, Eurotiomycetes, Onygenales, Onygenaceae. Bases 1 to 702 code for a protein of 233 amino acids. The transcript is spliced from 2 exons.
AUGCGCUUGUUUUCACCACUCCUCUUCGCCGCCUCCCCCGUGCUCGGCGCACUGGUAGUAGACUACCAGGCGUCCAGGGGAGACGACCCCGCAGUGAUGGGGUAUCUCAACCUCGAAGCUAAGCGAGGGGAGCCGGUGUUCGAAAACAGGCCGGAUCUGUUCAUCCAAAGGGGGACCGAUCCCAGGGGAGUUCCGUGCGCGCACUUCCACCGCAAGCAAGGGAACAUUCGGGCGGAAUAUCACUCCCUCAACAAAGCGACAAAGAAGGACAAGACGUACACGAUCCAGUAUGAGUUCUCGAUCGGGCAGGUCCAGCAGAGCCUCUCAGUUUGGCAGAUGAAGGAAUAUCUGACUGAUAACGACAAAGAUGGCGGCGCAAAUGUCCCUCUCGCGCUGAAAAUCUCGAAAGAUAAACUCCAGCUCCAGUACCAGCCCAAGUGGGAUGCACCACGAGAGGUGUUAUGGUCUUUCAAGAUCGAGGCAAACACAACAUAUGCUGCUGGUAUUGUGGUCAAUACCAGCAAUCCAGGCUGGGUGGAGCUCUCGUGGAACGGAGUGCCUCAGAAGCUUGGUAAAGGGCAGGUGACCAGAUGUCCAGCGAUCACUUUUCCCGGUCGUGCGGACCCGAAGUUUGGGGCGUAUUUGGGCUCGGAGAUUGAUAUUGAUAGCUAUGUGUACAAGGUCCUAAUUGACGAGGCGUAA